Fundulus heteroclitus (mummichog) is the source of this 4846-nucleotide messenger RNA. RefSeq names its product hemicentin-1. NCBI's taxonomy places the organism in Eukaryota, Metazoa, Chordata, Actinopteri, Cyprinodontiformes, Fundulidae. The record is from RefSeq and is a predicted model, not a curated record. Bases 269 to 3871 code for a protein of 1200 amino acids. Gene Ontology annotation, biological process: cell-cell adhesion. Gene Ontology annotation, cellular component: cell-cell junction. The transcript is spliced from 17 exons. Gene Ontology annotation, molecular function: cell adhesion molecule binding.
UUCUCCUGGUAUUAAACAUUGAAAGUGGACAUUUAAAUCGAAAACUGUUGAAGUCUGGAGUUUCUUACAGAGAAAUGUUUGAAUUGUUAGCGAGAAGGACACCACGAAUUGGCACCAAGGGCAAGUACCAAAAUAAGGAAGAGACACAGGAAGUAAAGAUAGAUCGCACAUUAAACACCACCAGAGAGAGAAAUGCGGAAGAAAAAGACAUACAGCUCUGUAUGUCCAGGAAAAUGUGUUUGCCCAGAGAGUGACUGACUAAAUCAAGAUGUCUAUUCUCAUCUGGCUAACUCUGCUCUCCAAAGUGAUGGACAUCAGUUCCAGCACAGGGGAUCUUAAAAUCACUGAAGAGAAGACCACUGUUGAGGGUGGUGCGCUGAACACACUGAAUCUGACCUGCAGCUUUAACAAUUCUUUCAUUUGGGUCAAAUUUGUUUUCAAUACAAGCGUGAUCAGUGGCAGCAAAACAGCCACGCUCAUCACUCAUAAUGGGACAGGAGAGGUCUCUGGUCAGUACAUGUGUACAGUGCAACACCAGAACGCAACCCUGACAAAAAAAGUCAACCCAAAAGAGGACUCUGUAAAGACACUGACAGUCGCUGGUGAAUCCACCAUUAGGCGGGAUGGAAGCCUGAAUCUGACCUGCACUGGUGGUAGUUUUCCUUCGUUUUUCAUUAUGUGGACUAAACGGGGCAUGAAUAAAACCCCGAACAGUGAAACUGGAACUGGAACAUCAACUCUUGUGAUUCAUAACUUAACCAAAGAGCAUUCUGGUCUGUAUUUUUGCUCUACAAACCAUAUGAACAAAACAUUGGUGCAAGACAUUAACGCUACUGUGACAUAUGCCAAGCAACCAGAGAUCACUGGAGACCCAAUAGUCAAGGAGGGUGACAUUCUGAAUCUGACUUGCACUGUGGAAAGCUUCCCUCCGUUUAGAAUCACAUGGUCCAAGCUUGGCAUAAACAAAAACCUGACCAGUGACAGUAGCUUGGACACGAGGACAUCCACCCUCGUCACACACAAUGAGACAACAGAGGAUCCUGGACAGUAUUUCUGUACAGCAACACCUCUGAACAGUUCAACACAAGGCAUUAUUAUUACCAUGAUAGAUUUAGAGAAACUUAAAACCACUGAAGAGAACAAUGAGGGUGACACGCUGAAUCUGACGUGCCGCUUUAACGUUUCUUUCAUUUGGACCAAACUUGUUUUCAAUACAAGCGUGAUCAGUGGUACUGAAGCAACCACGCUCAUCACUUAUAAUGUGACAGGAGAGGCUUCUGGUCAGUACAUGUGUACAGCACAAUACCAGAACACAACCCUGACAGUCACAGUGGUCUCAAAAAAGAAAUCUGUAAAGACACCAACAGUCGCUGGUGAAUCCACCAUCAGGCAAGAUAGAAGCCUGAAUCUGACCUGCACUGGUGGUAGUUUUCCUUCGUUUGUCAUCACAUGGACCAAACGGGGCAUCAACAAAACCCAGAAGAGUCAAACUGGAACUGGAACAUCAACUCUUGUGAUUCAUAACGUGACCAAAGAGCAUUCUGGUCGAUAUUUUUGCUCUGCAAACCAUAUGAACAAAACCUUGGUGCAAGACAUUAACGUUACUGUGAUAUAUGCCAAGAAGCCAGAGAUCACUGGAGACCCAACAGUCAAGGAGGGUGACAUUCUGAAUCUGACCUGCACUGUGGAAAGCUUCCCUCCAUCUAGAAUCACAUGGUCCAAGCUUGGCAUAAACAAAAGCCUGACCAGUGACAGUAGCUUGGACACGAGGACAUCCACCCGCGUCACACACAAUGAGACAACAGAGGAUCCUGGACAGUAUUUCUGUACAGCAACACCUCUGAACAGUUCAACACAAGGCAUUAUCAUUAUCAUGAUAGAUUUAGAGAAACUUAAAACCACUGAAGAGAACAAUGAGGGUGACACGCUGAAUCUGACGUGCCGCUUUAACGUUUCUUUCAUUUGGACCAAACUUGUUUUCAAUACAAGCGUGAUCAGUGGUACUGGAGCAACCACGCUCAUCACUUAUAAUGUGACAGGAGAGGCUUCUGGUCAGUACAUGUGUACAGCACAAUACCAGAACACAACCCUGACAGCCACAGUGGUCUCAAAAAAUAAAUCUGUAAAGACACCAACAGUCGCUGGUGAAUCCACCAUCAGGCAAAAUAGAAGCCUGAAUCUGACCUGCACUGGUGGUAGUUUUCCUUCGUUUGUCAUCACAUGGACUAAACGGGGCAUCAACAAAACCCAAAAGAAUCAAACUGGAACUGGAACAUCAACUCUUGUGAUUCAUAACGUGACCAAAGAGCAUUCUGGUCGAUAUUUUUGCUCUGCAAACCAUAUGAACAAAACCUUGGUGCAAGACAUUAACGUUACUGUGAUAUAUGCCAAGAAGCCAGAGAUCACUGGAGACCCAACAGUCAAGGAGGGUGACAUUCUGAAUCUGACCUGCACUGUGGAAAGCUUCCCUCCAUCUAGAAUCACAUGGUCCAAGCUUGGCAUAAACAAAAGCCUGACCAGUGACAGUAGCUUGGACACGAGGACAUCCACCCGCGUCACACACAAUGAGACAACAGAGGAUCCUGGACAGUAUUUCUGUACAGCAACACCUCUGAACAGUUCAACACAAGGCAUUAUCAUUAUCAUGAUAGAUUUAGAGAAACUUAAAACCACUGAAGAAAACACCACUUAUGAGGGUGACGCGUUGAAUCUGACGUGCCGCUUCAACGGUUCUUUCAUUUGGAUCAAACUUGUUUUCAAUACAAGCGUGAUCAGUGGCACUGGAGCAGCCACGCUCAUCACUUAUAAUGGGACAGGAGAGGUCUCUGGUCAGUACAUGUGUACAGUGCAACACCCAACAGAGGAAUCUGUAAAGACACCAACAGUCGCUGGUGAAUCCACCAUCAGGCGGGAUGGAAGCCUGAAUCUGAACUGCACUGGUGGUAGUUUUCCUUCGUUUUUCAUCACGUGGACCAAACAGGGCAUCAACAAAACCCCAAAGAGUCAAAUUGGAACUGGAACAUCAACUCUUGUGAUUCAUAAUGUGACCAAAGAGCAUUCUGGUCGGUAUAUCUGCUCUGCAACCCACAUGAACAAAACCUUGGUGCAAGACAUUAACGUUACUGUGAUAUUGCUACCUAAGAUCCUUGAUAAGUCUGGCUGUGAGGCAAAGCUGGAAGCUCUGACCUGCCUGUGCAUCAGUCAGGGCUUUCCUUCACCCACGAUAACAUGGGAACCGUUGGUGAACCACAUCGAGUACUCUGUCAACACCGCAGUGUCAAACCACACCGUGAGAAGCACUCUCUUCCUGAAUGUGAAAAACCACUCCAGCAUUUCCCCUGUUUGUGUCAGCACUAAUAGAAAUGGGGAAGUAAGAAGGAAAUUUAAUAUAAUUACAGUGGAAGAUGAAGGUCAUUUCACAAAACUGCUAAGGACUGUCAAGCAGAUGGAAACAGUGAUUCCCUUUUUGAUCGGGUUACUUCUUUCAGCAGCUAUUUUCUGCUUGUUGUUGCUGUGCUUCAGGAAAAGACAAAAGCCUCGUGGAGGUGAAUCUGAGACACUUGAGAUGGUGAUGAUGCAAGAGACAAAUGGCGGUCACAUAGAGGACUACGGGCCGAUACAGGCCCAAAGGACAGCAGCAGGAUCCGAAAGCCCAGAAGGUGCAACGGCAGAAACAGAAUACUCUGAUAUUAAUGUGUUGUUGCUCAAACAAGAAAUUCCAGGCUCUGUAGAGGAGAAACCAAAGACAGCAGAAACGGAUUAUGCUAAAAUAAAGACAAAGGGAGAAAGGAUGGAAGAAGAGGGAGAAGCGCAAGAAGAGGAGGAGGUAAAACUCGAGGAUGUGGCCGUGUACUCCGUUGUGACAAAGUAAAUUAAUCAACGGAAGCCUUGAGUUUAACAGCUUGAAGACAUAAAUAUUGCUGUAAUUAAUUGUAAAUCAUUCUUCUUAAAGUCAAAUAUCUUGGCCAUAGGAUGAAGUUUAGAAGCAGCAAAACAUAAAAGGAAAGAAAUAUUCUAUUGUGAACUCACAAAAUACAAACUAAUGAAGAUUUAAGUGAGCAGGAAAGCACUGUGUUAAAAUAUGUGAUGUAAAAGUAACUUCUGGUAAUGCAAGCAGGUGUCAGAUGUGUUUUGCGUAUGCAGUUCCUCUUAUAGAACAGAGUGAAACUUGGCUCAGUGAGUUAAAAGGCUUUUGAACAGCGGUGCAUAUCCUAUAACAUUGUUCCUCUUUAUUUUUAUAGUAAAAAAAAAAAAAGGUUUGUAUUUUAUAACUUUUUUCUCUUUUUUGGUAAAGAGAAAAAAAGCUUGCUGAUAAUUGUUUUAGGUUUGGAACUGGCAAGAUAUCUUAAAAUUUAAGAACAGAAACAAAUGGCUUUGUACCGAUACCUCAGAUUGAUACAAUGACAGCAUAAUCUGUACGGUGAAACUACUUUUUAAAAGCUUCCCUUUUAGUUUACUAAGAAUUUUACAUCUACAGUAGUUCACUGUGUACAAUGGGAGUCAAUUAGUUCUUUUAGUUCUUAAGUGCAGAUUAGUGUAGCUAGAAUUCAUCAAUAAAUUUGAUCUUCCAGUGUUUUCUAUAAUUGUGAGGUUAGCGUACACAUUAUAAGCAGCCUCCCAUAGAUGACUGUGUGAUACAAUAAAACUAAUAUUUUGCUUAGCUAUAUUAAGGCCUUGUCUACUGUAAGUGAAAGUUAUCAAUUCAACAUGCUGUUCAUUUUGUGAAUAAAUACCAUGCUUUCUGUAAAUAGGUGCUCCACAUUGAGAAUCUGUGAUGUAAAAGCAGUUGCAUAUGUGUAACUUGCAGAAAGAUGCCCUUGUUUGCUCAAUAAAUCCUGUUUCAUCA